CGCGCGUGCGGUCGCCACUCGCUCGCAGACGAGCCGGGAUGCUGCGCUGCUGAGCCCUCGCCGCUGCCUGCCCGCGCCGCGCCGGCCGGGCUUGCCACGCCAUGGUGCCGGGGCUGCCGCCCGCGGGCUGCCGCCUAUGGGCCAGCUGCGCCUGACCGGCUGCUGCCUCCCCGAUGCCCCCGGCGCCCCCGCCUCGCCGCCGCUGCUCCCGCCGGGGCGAAGGAGGCUGCUGCUGCUCCUGCUCCUCAUCAUGCUCGCCUUGUGGCUCUGCAUGGUCUACUCGUGCGCCGCCGCCGCCUUCGCCUCGCCGGGGCUGCUGGCGCCGGGCUCCUCGGCCCCUGCCCGGCGGCCGCACGGCCCGGCGCUCUCCAAGCUGCUGCUGCUGCGGGGGCCCGGCUCCAGGGGACAGCUGAGCCCGGAGCAGGAGAGCAGCGACGACGACGACGACGAGGGCGACGAGGACGGGCUGGUGCCGGACUCGCCCAGCCCCAUCUCCAGCUUCCUCAACGGCUCCGGCACCAAGCGCCUGCCCCAGGCGCUCAUCAUCGGCGUGAAGAAGGGCGGCACCCGGGCGCUGCUCGAGUUCCUGCGGGUCCACCCGGACGUGCGGGCGGUGGGCGCCGAGCCCCAUUUCUUCGACCGCAACUACGAGCGAGGGCUCACCUGGUACAGAGAUUUGAUGCCAAGGACACUUGAUGGGCAGAUCACCAUGGAGAAAACUCCCAGCUACUUCGUCACUAAGGAAGCACCUGCUCGAAUCUCAGCCAUGUCUAAAGGCACCAAGCUCAUCGUGGUGGUGAGAGACCCCGUUACUAGAGCCAUUUCUGACUAUACACAGACUCUCUCCAAGAAGCCCGACAUCCCCACCUUUGAGAGCUUGACCUUCAAAAACAGGACUACGGGCCUCAUUGACACCUCCUGGAGCGCCAUCCAGAUUGGCAUUUAUGCCAAGCAUCUGGAAAACUGGCUCCUGUAUUUCCCCAUUGGGCAGAUUCUCUUUGUCAGUGGGGAGAGACUAAUCAGUGACCCAGCUGGUGAGUUGGGCCGGGUCCAGGACUUCCUGGGUCUCAAACGGAUCAUCACAGACAAACACUUCUACUUCAACAAGACAAAGGGCUUCCCAUGCCUGAAGAAGGCAGAAGGCAGCAGCAAGCCUCAUUGCCUGGGCAAAACAAAAGGGCGGACCCACCCCAACAUCGACCAGAAGGUGGUCCAGAGGCUACGUGAGUUCUACAGGCCUUUCAACAUGAAGUUCUACCAGAUGACUGGACAGGACUUUGGCUGGGAUUAAUGGUUAACGUGGAAGCACUUGGCAGAGUUAAUCCAGUCAUUCAGCUUGCUUCUCCCUAUAUAUGUAGAUAGGUCUAUAUGUAAAAUGUACAGAAAUCUAUUUUAUAAUAAUUUAUUUUUAAUUCUUAAGCAAUUAAUUCACUAAGCUGCCUAACCACACUGUAGCCCAUAGCUGUGUUUUAACAUUCCACAGUGUUGAUGCUCGACUAUGCUCUUGCUCUCUUUGGUUGCCUGGUUCAGUUUGUAAUGGGGAAGUGCUUCCAUGUAUUUUCCUAGCAGAAGUUUAAUAUUUUUGAAGAAUGCAGGUGGGUAGAGGAGAAUUUUUUUAAAAAGCACAAUUUUUUUUUUCCAAUACGGGUACUAGGCAUUUUGAAACACUUUUGUGCAAGGUCCUUCAGGUAGCAUCUCUUGUCUUCCCUCUUCACCAAUCACUUUAUGUGCAACUGAGGUUUUAGUUGAUAUUGGAAAAACAGACUUUGCAAAUGGGACUCAAGGAACUCGAGCAUUAGGCCUAACUUAAGCAGCUGCCCUUACAGGUGGGUGUGGCACACAUGUGCAAAAGGAUACACUCUCCAGCCAUAUAGCUGCUGCCUGUCCCCCAGGUAUGCUUGCCUUGGUUCUCCACUUUUCUAGAGGCUUUGCAACAAGGUGAACUUUGUUGCCUGGACCUCUGCUGUUUCUUUCCCCCACUCUAUGUAGUGAAAAUGUUCUUUCUUUUGAGCAGAUCUCCUGAGCUGACAACUAUGCAUAUUUGUUGAACUUUUUCCAGAAGGAACAAGUUAAAUGUGAAAAUCUUGCUCUGGGGCAAGUAGCGAUGCAGGUUUUUAAAGGUUUGUUUCUAGAUCAGUCUCGUGAAGGAAGGCCAUCUGAACUUACCUCUGAUGAACCAUUCAGCUGUGUGGAUAAGUGUGAGAGCAAAACACUGGCAACAUGUGAUGGGGUUGUUGUGUGCAGCUGGAUGAUGUGCAGAGGUCAUCCCCGUGUGCAUCAUUCAUGCUCAUGCAUGUGCUCUUUCUUCUUUUCCCUCUGUCAAACAGGACAUUGUUGUCUGAAUUACUUGUUAGUGCUGGGCUGUGAAAGGUCCAAAUUCAGGGGUGUAUGAUAGCAAGAGGAUGUAUUUCAUAAAGCCUACUGUGAGAAGCACUGGAGAGGAGCAGGUAACAUAUAUCCUGCCUUAACCUCAUCAAAGAAUUCCACAAGUUGUCCAGCUGCCUGGCAAACACCUUAUUUGCUAGUGGCAAAGUCAUGAGGUGAACGGCAUGCAGCAGCUCCUCAAGGCAUGGCACAAUUAAAUGAACUGACAAGGUGUGACCAUGGCAAAUUGAGGGUUGAUGUGCCUGGUUAACAUUAGGAUGGGUGAUCUUCAAUAGAUCUGUAUACACCUCUUGGUUUCCACUUCUGUUUACUUUCUGUAACAGAUUCACCACAGAUUCUUGAAUUGUCCUGAGCUUGGACAACCAUGUUGAGUAGGUUGAGCACCACAGUCAGACAAUUUUUUUAAAAGGUGGAGACACAUUACACUAAUUGAGUGACUUGAAGGGUUGAAUGUGGAACCUCCACACAAUAUAUUGUGUGUGUGCACGUAUACAUUCCCAUCCCCUUUAUCUAAAAGAUGUAGACCUACCCAUCAAUAUUCACAGGGGAACCUUCAGCAAUGUUUACCCUUCUAACCUCUUGACUUUAAUGGACAGAUGUGUGUCAUUCUACUUAGAGUUGUUCUGUCAGUCUGCUUCAGUCAUGGUGGUGGUAAGCUUUACCAAUUUGGAUAUCCACCGAUAAAGCAACACUCUCAGAAAAGGGAAUCUUGCAUCUCAGUCCAGUGCAAAGACAAAGGUGUUAUCAUGUAGAUUUUGGUCUUCUGACUACUCGAAAUCAUUUGAUGCUCUGUUUAGGUGACCAUGCCACAUCUUGGCAUUAUCAAGCCACAAGGUUUUCAUCUUUCUCCUGAUUUGUGACACUUUCCCAUUUAUUGCUCUUCUUGGUCUUCAAUUUAAAAAAAUUUCUUAGGUGUACUAAACCGCAAGUACUCUGUCAACAGAACAUGUUCUGAAUGGUUUUGAAAGAUAAGAAUUGAUGAAUACGCUGUUAAUUCUUUGUUAAAUACUUUAAGAAAACUGCUAAUCCUGGCUGAGCAGCCCAUACAAUGGAAAUACUAACAAACCAAUUAAUUUUAUAUGGCCUUACCUAAACAGUAUGGUAGCCACAAAGGGACAGCAUACCAUAUGGAAUUUGAACUGCUGUAAGCAGCAUCAAUAGUGUUACAUUUUUGUUUGCUUCACAAGGGGAACACAAUCAAACUCAGAGGUGUGGUUAGACUUGUUUUUGUUUUUUUUACAUUGUAACAUUAAUUUAUGGCUGAGUUUCAUUCAGCCCUGUAUUCCGCUGUGCAGUAUGUCCAGAUAUUAGCAAUAUUUUUGUGUUCUCUGUAACAUGGUACACCUUAGAAUAGUACACUUGUAAAGGAUAAAAAGGCAAGCAAAAACUGUAAAUUGAGUAUUUUGUGGUAUGUAUGACACAAAUUAAUUUUACACAGAGAAAGGUUUCUAGGAAAAUGAAAUUCAGAUAAUUCAUACUAUUUCUUUGU
Messenger RNA from Eublepharis macularius, 3874 nucleotides. It is a transcript of the gene HS3ST3B1, whose product is annotated as heparan sulfate-glucosamine 3-sulfotransferase 3B1. NCBI's taxonomy places the organism in Eukaryota, Metazoa, Chordata, Lepidosauria, Squamata, Eublepharidae. Bases 137 to 1291 code for a protein of 384 amino acids. Gene Ontology annotation, molecular function: [heparan sulfate]-glucosamine 3-sulfotransferase activity. The record is from RefSeq and is a predicted model, not a curated record. The transcript has 2 exons.